Messenger RNA from Marchantia polymorpha subsp. ruderalis, 3459 nucleotides. NCBI's taxonomy places the organism in Eukaryota, Viridiplantae, Streptophyta, Marchantiopsida, Marchantiales, Marchantiaceae. The record is from the annotation of a GenBank genome assembly.
AAGACAUUCGAAACUGUAGUGAUGGAUGACCUUGAUCCAGACAGAGAGAACCUGUACAUAUGGAUGGCUUCACAUCGAGGACGAGAAUGUAGGAAUUCUGUAAAGUAAGCUACGCAGCAACAAGCGAACAAAACAUUGCAUGUCCGGAGCCACGUCUGAGGCGCGGACGGGGGGGUUUGAGGCAACGUUGCUGAGGUCCGGAAGCGACAGACAGACAGUCGUCGGAGUGAGCCACUCGCACAAUUCUGUGCGGGGAUCGUGUCAUUCGAUCGGGUGCAUCGAGCGGAGACGUCGAAGGCACUCGAACUUCUAGGGCCGAGGAGCCUAGUUACCGGCUGACAGUGCACCAUCGAUGCGCAAUCUGCCUAAUCAAUUGUUUGCGGUAGUGAUGGAGCUUUUGAAAAAGAAUUUCCACAGUGAGCAUGCGAGCGAGAGGGCGGGAGUUGUGGGGGGAUGUCUGUCAGUCAGAGCGCCUCAACAAGAACAAGAAGACGGGUGGGGUGUUUGUUACUGUAGAGCCUGAACAGAAGGCAGGACAAGGAUCCGACGACAAUGGUACUGUAGGUACCAGGUCAGGUGGUGGUAGGUGAUAUAACACUUACAUAUUGUGGUUUCGAAAAGAUCAAAAGGAAGCGAAUGGCUGACAGUGGGGGAAUUGGCAGCAACCCAGGCGACGAUGACUCCGACGUGAGAAGCUUUGUGUGUGAACGGACUCGUCGCUGACAGGACGGACGUUGAGGAGCUACACAUCUACUCGACUUAGAUAUUUUAGGUACCGUUAGAAUCUACUAGCUUUUUUCCAGGGUUCAGAAAAAGAAUCUGGAGAUUUUCGAGCCAAUCACAAAUUCGUUCCGGUCAUUCCAAUCUAUCAACAAGACGUUAAAUAAUUCAUGCUGCAACUGUUCGGGGAUUGGUUCACCUGUGCUCGAUGAUAAGCUGUGAGGAGAUAUAAGGAGAGCGCCCGAGAAUUUAACUUGUGCAGGUGGAAUCCAAAACAUCGGUCCUACUGCUCUCUCUGCACAUCGUGUGGGUGCUCCAUUGCAGAAGCAGGAGCUGAACUGCAGGAACCAGGUGAGACAAGAAGACAAAUCACACAGUGGUGCGUUCUUGUGAUCGGAGCUGGUUGGAUUCAUCCUCCUUGAAACCCCGGCAGGGAAUGAUGGUUCCAUUAGACAGUCCACUGCACCUACGAGUAGACUUGUCUCUUUUCCCUCUUUCUGCGAUGGACGGUGCAACAAACGGACAAGAAGGAUGGCUCUCGAACACGACAUGGCGAAGACGGAAAGAACGCGGCUAGCGCCCAUUCUUCUAGUGUGGGCGCACACCGCAGCGCCAGCUCUCCGUACCCGUGAUUUUCCCAAGCUCAAGCUAUACAUUGUUCUUGCCGUUGGCUCCCCCCGUACUGAUUUUCCUACAGGUCAAGCGAAAAGAGUUGUAGUUGGUUCACCAGGAACGCCAGCGUCACUGGUCUAGGUCAUUUCCAUUCAUGGUAGGUGGUGCGUCGACGACCCGUGCAAAUUAUCACUACUGUCCUCCAAAAUAACCUCGCUUCCUUGCUCGAGUGGUGGGCUUGUGCGAUGAGUGAACGCAAGGAUUUGCGAAUUAACUAUCCAGUAACAGUUUUGUUAGUGGCAUAUGUCCUGUACAUCUGAAGGCCAUCCGAGUAUCGGCUUCACACAACGAAACUUUUCAGGCCCAGAGACAGUCUGAUCACCAAUCGAGAGCGUUCGUUUCAUCCUCACCACACAAGUCAUCGAAGGAAACGGAGGCACGACAGUAUUUCUAAUUACGCAGGAGAAGAACUUCUCGAACGAAGAAACAUGGAAAUAAAAUAAUAGCAAAGUAAUCGAGGUAAGUGAGCCAGUAAGAUUAGCGAGGCAGGACAAAUGAUAGUUUCUGGAUAGUAGCAAUCAUACUCUCGCUAAAAAUAUGCUAAUAGUACUGAGCUUAUGUAAGAAGCUGGAGUUAAUCUGGUGGCUGUGAAGACGGCAGACGACUAUAGCCUUUCCCAAAUUUAAGCGUGCUGCAAAAUCUCUCGAGGAGGGAGAGCAGGUGUAAAGCUACUUCUCUGCAUCUUCUCUGGCAAGGACACAAGUUCUGUCCUUAAAAAACCACGAGAGUUUUGUGUGAUUCCGCCGUCAGACGCUUGAUAUUGUUCUCACUGAAGUCACAGUUUGCCCUUCCUUUUGAUCCUCACAUUGGCAAAGAAAGAAAGGUGGGUACAACUACAUAGCACCCUGCAACACGCCAUGCUGAGGUCAGAGGCCGGCAUCUACUGGCUCUUGCUUGCCUGUGCAGUCUGAUUCGUAAGUUUAACAUAUGCUCGCCCCAAAUUUGGUAAAAGUACCAGAACAGAAGUACAAGUAUAUAUAGCAGUCAGGAUGAUCUCUCCUUCAUCAUUGACUCCAGGAACACCUUUCUGCUCUCCAUUUCAACUACGUACUCUCGUGGUUCGGAGUUGGAAUAGAAUCAAAUUUGAUGGAAUGACAUGGAAUCGACUGAUCUUGCAUGGUCCGUCUUUCCUGCCACCAGAUAUAUUUCGUGGGUCGGAAGGAGGGAAGAUCUUGUCAAAUGAACAAAAUCCUCAGACGCCAGUAUGAGUACAGUUCUCUUUUUUUUUUUGUUUGCAAGUGCUUUUGUUGAAUUGGCUCCUGCUCGUCUGUUCUCCUUCGCUUUGUCAUGUUCAAUGAAAAGGAGAAAGUAAACUCAACUAAAUCGACCCCUACAGAACGUCAGAGGGUGCCUAACGACCUUUUUUGAAAAGAAAAAGCAGCAGUGUCCACAAAAUGGAGAUGGCCGGAUAUACUUAAUCGGAAUCCUGGCUUCCUAAUGGCUGGGAGCGCACAAUUUAUUAGUGGAACCGGCCUUUAUUGACUGGCAGACUGGAAAAAACCAUCCGUUCUCUGCUGAUAAAACUUCGCCAAAAAGAACAUACAUGGAACUUAGAUGGUGAAUCAGCAGAUGCGAUCCGAACGUUCUGUGGUUUCUAAACAACACCCACACUUCAACGGCCCAAAUAUGAGACCCUUGCUUUUGGUUUCUCCUUUUCCCUCCCUGGAAAAAGGAACGGUGGCCCCGUGUGAAGAAGUUUACGUGCAUUGGACAUACUGAGAUCUAAUAUCAGAUGGGACAGAGCAAAUAUGAUCAUGGGAAGAGAUAAUAUGAAAGCGGUCUGGUCGAUUAUGUGUCAUGGACGAUGAGACCACUGAUCUUUCCAUACUUAUUUUGUUCUCUGUCCGAUCCUAUCCACGCAUGUUCGACUGGGUUUACGUAGGGGGCAACUGCGGUCAUGCUGGAGACAGUUCUAUCAAUCAGGCGACGAUGGAGCCAUGCAAUCAUUUUGCACACUACUGGACUAGGAGUGGGAUUAAAGUACUGUAAUACGUCGCGACAAUCAAACAACGUAUUUCUUCUCAGAAGUAAUUCUCCUUAUCUCUAUACAUUUAUUUUUUUAACACU